Messenger RNA from Procambarus clarkii (red swamp crayfish), 2171 nucleotides. Its product is annotated as uracil-DNA glycosylase. The record is from RefSeq and is a predicted model, not a curated record. Gene Ontology annotation, cellular component: nucleus; mitochondrion. Gene Ontology annotation, biological process: base-excision repair, AP site formation via deaminated base removal; base-excision repair. NCBI's taxonomy places the organism in Eukaryota, Metazoa, Arthropoda, Malacostraca, Decapoda, Cambaridae. Gene Ontology annotation, molecular function: uracil DNA N-glycosylase activity.
CCAACAUUAUAGUAAGUAAAUAUACCAUAUUUCUUCAUUACUUACGUAAUGCUAGGACGAUUUGUGUAGUUUUGGGCCGAUUUGGGUAAUUCUGUGGACCGGUGUGGGGUAUGUUGAGUAAACAAGUGUUGUUGGCGGGCAUCUUGAGUAAAACAUCCGCUGUAUUCGCUAAGGACAUCAGCUGUAGGCGCCUUUGGACAGGUGUUGGAAGGAAUAUGGCUUCCCAGAAAACAAUUAAAAGCUUCUUUCAACCUAUCUUGAAGCGGAAAAGUAAAGAUGUUGAGGGAAAUGAAAUCAAGAAGACAAAGAAAAGUGAGGAAAUUCAUUCAUCCAGUGAUAUUACCAGAACUCCACCAAAAAAUCCCGAUAACAAGCCACAGCUCAACAUGACUCCAGAGCAGAAAGAACGAAUGAUGCAUAAUAAAUUGAAGGCAGAGAUAAAAAAACAAUGUAAUCAAACUCCAGCUUUGCAUGACAAUAUCGGCCAUAGUUGGUACGUUGCCCUGAAACCCCAGUUCGUUCAGCCAUACUUUACAAAGCUGAGCACAUUUUUGGUCCAAGAGCGCAACAAAGCAACUAUUUACCCACCAGAAAAUGAGGUUUUUUCGUGGACUCAUCAUUGCAAAUUGGAGGAUAUCAAAGUGGUUAUUCUAGGACAGGAUCCAUAUCAUGGUCCACGACAAGCACAUGGGCUCUGUUUCAGUGUUCAGCUUGGUGUUCAACCACCACCAAGUUUGAUUAACAUGUAUAAGGAACUGGAGUCGGACAUUCCGGGAUUUGAGCGCCCAUCACACGGGUAUUUGCUGGGGUGGGCAAAGCAAGGUGUCUUGCUACUCAAUGCAUGUUUGACCGUACAAGCCCACAAAGCUAAUUCGCACAAGGAUCAUGGCUGGGAAAAGUUUACCGAUUGUGUCAUUAAAACAAUAUCAGAUAGCAACAAAGGUGUUGUUUUCCUGUUGUGGGGUUCAUAUGCACAGAAGAAAGCUGUUGUUGUUGAUAAAAAGAAGCAUCAUCUACUAAAUGCUCCACAUCCUUCACCACUGUCUGCACAUCGGGGAUUCCUGGGCUGCAAGCACUUCUCUAAAUGUAAUGAACUUCUUAAAAAGGGUGGGAAGAAGCCAGUUGAUUGGUCAUAUUUACCAGAAAAACUUUAACCCCUGGGUUAAUGUGAUUGGGUAUAAAUAGCACUAACUGAUACUUGUACUGUACUUGCCAUCUGUACUUCCUUUAACCUUCUUACAAGAUUUACAGAAAUUAUCAUGCAUGUAAAAUGUAUAGAUUUAAUAAAGGACGCUGCUGCUAUUGCAUUAUUCACUUUUAUUAAAAAAAAAUUUAAAUAAGAAAUCAUAUUUGGUCUUUUACACCCACUCGUAUGGUCCUGAAGAUACAUCAACAAGAGUGCAGAAUUUAUAUUAUUUGUAAGAUUUAUAAAUGGACUGCAUUAAAUUCUGUUUUUGUGAAAUGGGGAAUGAAGAAUAAAACAAUUUCUGAAGGCUGAUAUUUGCCUUUAAAACACAAUGAUUAUUAAAAAUUUUGUGUUAUAGUCCAUUAUAACAAAAGUUAACACAUUUAAGCUUUUAAGUUAUGUAAGUUACUUUGACGUGUGUGUUUGAAUAUAUCUUUACAGUGAACACAAACAAAUAUUUGAAGUACUUGAUUUAGAUACAGGUAUUAGAUUUUAGAAGUGCCUUAAAAUAUUCUAUGGGUGUACAAUCAAUUCUAUUUACAAAUCUAUUUUUUUUUUCAACAAGGAAUAUAUUUUUUAGCACAAUAUAUCAUGUUGCUUCACCCAGCUUAAAAUUCUGAUUCCUAUGAAAUGCUGUUUACGAAGCCAAACUGGCUUAGGUUGUCAGUUAAAGGAAUAUUCCUUGAGUACUGUAAUUGUUUCAGGCAUCCAUCUUGUUCAAUUUUAAGAUCUGUUGUACAAAAUAUAAUCUUUAUUGUCAUUUUACCAGAAAUCUCAGGAGUAGUUUGAUUUAAGUUUCCAUAAAUGAUCUUGAAUUCUAUAUAUUUUUGUUUUGUUUUAUUCAAAAUACAGUAUUGUGCUCUGCAUUGGAUACAUUUGAUGGAUAUAGCUGCUUAAUGAUAAUUUGCAUUGCAAUUCUCAUGUCCAUGAAUGUUCUCUGUGACACAAAAUUGAAAUUUGUAUGUAAUUAGACUAUCAGCUGUCA